Messenger RNA from Xyrichtys novacula (pearly razorfish), 850 nucleotides. Lineage: Eukaryota; Metazoa; Chordata; Actinopteri; Labriformes; Labridae. The record is from the annotation of a GenBank genome assembly.
UCAGAGGAGGGUGUGGCAGGUGGGUGCGGUCUGGCUUUUUUAUUUUCUGGAUGCUGGAUGGUGGCGGUGAUGGUCGUGGGAUGGAGGAGAGAAGAGGAGGAGGAGGGGGGAAGCACAGGGUGAUGGGGAAGGAGGAGGUGGAGGUGGAGGGGGGUUGCCGCGGCUGCCGGGGUCAGGCCUGUGUGUCCUGGGAAAGUUGGGUUCUCCAUUUAAAUCUGCACAUGUUGCGGCCUUCUGGUGGCUGCGUGAAUGCACACGGUGACAGAUGGCCCCGGCCCAUAACUAUAGAGUCCGAGGAGCCCGGUCCCCUGAGGGAGGGAGAGAGAGAGAGAGAGAGGGAGGAGAGGAGGAGAGGAGGAAGAGAGAGGAAGAGAAAGAGAGGCUACAGGGGAGGAAGAGGAGAAUGUAGCGCUCAGCUGAUCCCAUCAAAACCAGAGAAGAGAGAAGGAGAAAGGAGGAGGAGAGGAGAAGGAGAGGAGUGGAGGAGAAGAGAAGAGAGAAGGAAGAAAGGCAGAGGAGGAGAGGAGAGGACAGGGGAGGAGAAGAGGAGCGGAGAGGAGAAGAGGAGAGGAGGAGAGGAGAGGAGAGAGAAGGAAGAAAGGGAGAAGAAGAAGAGAAGGAGGAGGAGAUAAGGAGAGGAGAAAGAAAGAGAGAAGAUGAGGAGGAGGAGGGUUGUUGAUGUAUGAUUUUUGUGUGUGUGUGUGUGUGUGUGUGUGUGUGUGUGUGUGUGUGUGUGUGUGUGUGUUAUGAUGGGGGAAGGGGUGGUGUGGGUCUUAAUCCCAAACCCUAAAUUGAGUUAAUGUAUUUGCCUGGUCUGUAAACUCCAAUAGGAGGCCCGGGGUCCCCAAAG